CUUUGAAGCUAUCAGAACCCACUUGUCUCUUAUCCUAAAAUCCCAAAUCCCCCCUCUGCUUCUUCCAAACAAACAAAUUAUUCGAUCUGUUAUAUCAACCAUGGCCGGCGAGAUCUUCGUCGUCUCAGCAGCCGGGCAAGGCCACCUCCAACCAUGCAUGGAGCUUUGCAACCACCUCCUCUCUCUCCACUACCACACCACCAUCGUCAUUCCCUCCUCUCUCUCCUCCGCCAUCCCCUCCUCCUUUUCCCAAAACCCACUCGCCCAAGUCCUCCCCGUCACCGCCUCCUCCGGCCCUCCCCGGCCCGGACCCGACCCCCUCCGCCAGCAAGCCGCCCAGGACCUCGACUGUCACCUCGCCGCCCGCCCCGCCUCCGCUCCCCGCGCUCUCUGCGCCGUCAUCGACUUCCAGAUGGGCUGGACCAAGGAGGUCUUCUGGAAGUUCGACGUCCCCGUCGUCGGGUUCUUCACCUUCGGCGCGUGCGCCGCCGCCAUGGAGUGGGGCGCGUGGAAGGUCCAGGCCAGUGACCUUCGCCCCGACGAGACCCGCCCGGUUCCCGGCCUACCCGAACAAAUGGCCCUCACUUAUUCCGAUCUCAAACGCAAGUCGGCCGGUCCUCCACGUGGCGAUCCCGGGGGUCCGAGAGGUCCACCUGGCGGAGGAGGAAGAGGCGGAGGUGGUGGAGGUCCGCCGAAACCGGGGAACCGCCCGCCAUGGGUGCCGGAGGUGGAAGGCUCGGUGGCGCUGAUGUUCAACACGUGUGACUAUCUGGAGCGUCCGUUCAUCCACUACAUGACCGAGCAAAUGGGGAUUCCGACGUGGGGAGUGGGCCCGCUCUUGCCGGAAUCAUACUGGCAGCCGUUGGAUUCCUCAAUCUCCCACCGUCAGAUCAGAGCUCAGCAGCGGCAGUCGAACUACUCCGAAAACGACGUCGUGAAAUGGCUGGACGGAAAACCCGUCAAAUCCGUGCUGUACGUAGCGUUCGGAAGCGAGGUGGGCCCUACUGCGGAGGAGUAUCCACAUCUGGCCAGCGCAUUGGAGGAGUCGGCCGGGCCGUUCAUCUGGGUCAUCCAAUCCGGGGCGGGUGGGUCCGAACCCGGGUACUACCCUGAUGGGUUGGAGAGCAGAGUAGGGGAGAGGGCUUUGAUAAUAAGGGGAUGGGCACCGCAGCUGCUGAUACUGAGCCACCCUUCAACUGGUGGUUUCUUGUCACAUUGUGGCUGGAACUCGACUAUGGAGGCGUUGGGCCGAGGCGUGCCGUUUUUGGGCUGGCCGGUGAGAGGUGAUCAAUACUUUAAUGCAAAAUUGGUGGUGAAACAUUUGAAGGUUGGGUACAGAGUUGCCGAGGAUUUAUCGGAGAUGGUUAGGAAGGAGGACAUUGUGAGGGGAAUAGUGAGGCUGAUGGGGGAUGGGGAGAUGAAGGAGAGAGCAGUUGCGAUACGGGAGAAGUUUAAGGAUGGGUUUCCGGCCAGCUCCAAGGCGGCAUUGGAUGCUUUUGGUGAUUUUAUUACUAGCCAGAAAGCAACUUAGAAUUAUAUACAUAAAUGAUAUGAUGUGUUCAUUGUGUUAUGCUCGUAUGCUUAAUUUGAUGCUCUCUGGCUUUGCUGCGUCGGACUUUGGUUGACUGAUGCAACAAGCUUGAGUAUUUAAGAGAUCAAGUAUAGUUUGUGAGACUUAGUGCUUAUUGCUUCACUAAGUAAAAAGCUCACUGGUUCAAUAAUAUUAUAAAUAUAUUU
Molecule: messenger RNA, 1737 nt
Organism: Argentina anserina (silverweed cinquefoil)
Lineage: Eukaryota; Viridiplantae; Streptophyta; Magnoliopsida; Rosales; Rosaceae
Product: scopoletin glucosyltransferase-like
Exons: 1
Coding region: 101-1531 (476 amino acids)
Molecular function (GO): UDP-glucosyltransferase activity
Source: RefSeq, a predicted model, not a curated record